UAUGUUUUGUUCAAAUAAAAAAUAAAAAUUGUAGUACAGAAUCACAAUAAUCCCGGUUGCUAUUGCUAUCAGUUAUUAUUAAAAAAAUACUACUACUAUAAUAUUAUUUYUAUGAACGAUCGUUGAUGUUAAGUAGUUAAGUUKUCUAGUUGAUUAAACACUUAUCAGUUCUUCAUGACUUCAUUGAAUUGUUUAAAAAAUUGAAAUGCCUCUAAAACGGAAUGUACCGGAGCCGGUGAAGAGUAUUUUGGAUAUCGACUCAAAACUUACUUCAGUUAUUUGUAACACAGUUUCUAGGUUUCUGCCUACUCGCAGUUUUACCACAUAUUACAAAGGAUUAGAGUAUUCGUGUCAUGGAAUUGUAUGGAUCGCCUGCUGGUUGACUUUCAUUUGGUUUGCUUGGUCAAAAUCUUUGUUUCAAAUGCAAGUUAACCUUCUUAUUGGAUUAUUUGUUGAUAUUUUUGCGGUUGCUAUUAUAAAAGCAUUUGUUCGUCGCCGUCGACCUGUAGGCAAUAAAAAUGACCAAUGGGUUACAAUUGGCCCGGACGUCUACUCUUUUCCGUCAGGACAUGUUUCAAGAGCAUUUUUCAUAUUGUUUUAUUUUUAUAAAUUGUAUCCAUUAAAUGAGUUUAUUGUAUUGUUUUUAUGUGUUUGGGCAGUAGCUGUGGCUCUUAGUCGAAUACUUCUAAGACGCCAUCAUUUAUUAGAUGUAAUUGCUGGCAGUAUAUUAGGGUAUUUUAUAUCAUUAGCAGUAUCUGUUAUUUGGAUCGACCAAAGUAGCCGAGUAUUUGGUAUCAUAUGUGUCAGAUGAUAAAUUGGAAGGUGGAGAAUAUCAUGUGUAAAUUUUAACUAAACAUUUAUAAAUAAAAUAAAAUAAUAUAAUAUAUAAAAUC
This is a messenger RNA of Diuraphis noxia (Russian wheat aphid), 893 nucleotides long. Its product is annotated as polyisoprenoid diphosphate/phosphate phosphohydrolase PLPP6. The record is from RefSeq and is a predicted model, not a curated record. Gene Ontology annotation, molecular function: sphingosine-1-phosphate phosphatase activity. NCBI's taxonomy places the organism in Eukaryota, Metazoa, Arthropoda, Insecta, Hemiptera, Aphididae.